Molecule: messenger RNA, 1204 nt
Organism: Lineus longissimus
Lineage: Eukaryota; Metazoa; Nemertea; Pilidiophora; Heteronemertea; Lineidae
Exons: 4
Coding region: 98-1204 (368 amino acids)
Source: RefSeq, a predicted model, not a curated record
AUUCGAAUCAUUCGUUCGUGUCAACCCGGGUGUGAGAUAUGGGGUUGGUCGUUCCGAACAAGGAAGUGCGCGUUCGGGUGUUGACAUCAGUGGCAAGAUGGCGGCGAAUGUAAACUUCGAUGCGCUGGUGGCCUAUGAAAUGAUGGAUUCCGACGAAGAAGAUGAUGAAAAUGAUGAUAUAUGUAUUAUAGCCAUUGUUCUGGCAAGAGAGAAGAGGGCAAGGAUGCGAAAUUUCGCCGAGGAGGUGGUGCCUUCCAUGUCUUGGAAGGAAUUCAGCAGCCAUUUCAGGAUAUCACCAAGGACAUUUGACUUCAUUCAGUCAGUUGUUGAAAUGGACCUACUUCCGAAAGCACCCGGUGGCCCUUUAGAUGCGAUCCUGCCAACGAAACAAAUUAUGGUCUUCCUUUGGUACCUAGCGAACCAGGAGGUGAUGCGCAGCGUUGCUGUCAAGUUCGGUGUUUCUGAGAGCACAGUCCACAAGAUUGUCCGGAACGUGGCAGAAGCACUCAUCAGAAGGAAGAAGCAAUUCAUCAGGUGGCCAACACCAGAACGGAGACGUGAAAUCUCUGCAUCAUUUCAGGAAUCCAGUGGUCUUGUCGGUGUUGUAGGUGCCGUUGAUGGCUCUCAUAUUCGCAUAAUGAACCUGCCAGGUGGUGAAAGUGAUUAUUAUAACAGGAAAAAGUUUCCAUCUUUGCAACUACAGCUUGUUGCCGAUGACAGGCUCCUGAUCAUCAAUACCAAUGUUGGUUGGCCAGGUUGUGCUCAUGAUGGCAGAGUUUUCCGAAAUAGCCAGUUGGCAGCUGAUGCCGAUGCCGGGAAACUUUUUUCGCAGGAUGAAUUCCUGAUAGGAGAUUCUGCGUACCCGCUCCGUACAUACCUGAUGGCUGUGAUGAAAGAGAAUCGUCUUCUCUCAAGGGAGGAGAGAGUGCUGAACAAAAAACUUAGUUCAUGUCGGCAGGUUGUUGAGCGGGCAAUUGGGUUGAUGAAGGGACGCUUUCGCAGACUGCGUGAACUCUACUCUAGAAAAGUGAAAGACAUGUGUAAAUUGAUCACUUGUGCAGCCAUCUUACACAACAUGUGUAUCUUAACAGAUGAUGAGGUGGAGGUCUACGUUGAAGAAGAGGAGGUGAACAAUUUCGACAAUGUAUAUCACUGCCCUGCCCCAGCAAUUGCACUGCGAAGGAGGCUGCUGCAAUAUUGCUAG